Messenger RNA from Hemiscyllium ocellatum (epaulette shark), 1681 nucleotides. RefSeq names its product ganglioside induced differentiation associated protein 1 (gene gdap1). Gene Ontology annotation, cellular component: mitochondrial outer membrane. Gene Ontology annotation, biological process: mitochondrial fission; mitochondrial fusion. The transcript is spliced from 6 exons. The record is from RefSeq and is a predicted model, not a curated record. Bases 113 to 1078 code for a protein of 321 amino acids. Lineage: Eukaryota; Metazoa; Chordata; Chondrichthyes; Orectolobiformes; Hemiscylliidae.
UCAGGGGGAGCCGGGCGGAGGUGGGCGAUGUCGAGAGGUGGAGGUGCGGAGGCCGCAGGCAGGGGAUGGGUCGCUGCAGGUGAUCCCCAAACCCGAGAACACUCGCGAAAAAAUGGUUCUGUACCAUUGGUCACAGUCCUUCUCCUCACAGAAGGUUCGUUUGGUUAUUGCGGAAAAGGGUCUAAAAUGUGAAGAGUAUGAUGUUAACCUACCAUUAAGUGAGCACAAUGAACCUUGGUUUAUGCGUUUGAACCCAGCAGGAGAGGUGCCUGUACUAAUUCAUGGCGAUAACAUUAUCUGUGAAUCCACUCAGAUCAUCGACUACUUGGAGAACACCUUUGAAGCUGAAAACAUCCCCAAAUUAAUGCCAGAAGAAGGAAGCCUGUAUUACCCACGAGUUCAGCAUUAUCGAGAACUGCUAGACUCUCUCCCAAUAGAUGCUUAUACCCAUGGUUGUAUUCUUCACCCAGAGUUAACUUUGGAUUCCAUGAUUCCUGCGUAUGCAACCACAAGAAUUCGCAGCCAAAUUGGAAACACUGAGUCUGAGUUAAAAAAACUUGCUGAAGAGCACCCAGAUUUGCGUGAAGCAUAUUUAGCAAAGCAGAAGCAAAUUAAGUCCAAGAUACGGGACCAUGAUAAUGUAAACUACUUGAAAAAAAUAUUCCGUGAGUUGGAGGGUGUUCUGGAUCAAGUGGAGACUGAGCUGCAGCGAAGGAUUGAGGAAACACCAGCAGACGAAGGACUUCAGCCAUGGCUCUGUGGUGACUUCUUCAGUCUUGCAGAUGUAUCUCUCAGUGUGACAUUGCAUCGACUUAAGUUUCUAGGACUUGCCAGAAAAUACUGGGGAAAUGGAAAACGGCCAAAUUUAGAAACUUAUUAUGAUCGUGUGUUACAGCAAAGGACUUUUCGGAAGGUUUUGGGAAACGUGAACAACAUCUUAGUGUCAGCAGUACUGCCUACUGCUUUUCGGGUUGCGAGAAAACGUGCUCCAUCAUUUUUGGGGGCUAGUUUUAUUGUAAGUCUGCUGGGAGGAAUAGGGUAUUUAGCCUUCUUGUUCCUUAAAAAGAGACUUGCAUAGAUUUUGGUGGUGUGAACUUGCUCAAAUUCUUGUUAGAUAAAACUGUGGAAGAACUUCAUUGCAGUUAUCAAGUUAAAAUACAACUGAAUGGAGCCAUGCAGUAACUCGUUUGCUGUUGUAACAACAUUUACUGUCACUUUUAUUUUCAAACAUUAAGAUUGUAUUGUAUGGAAAGUUUAAACAAAUGCGCUCAACACAAUUCAUUUAUUCUAGAACCACAAAUAGGUUCACUUUUGUAUGUUUAACCAAUUUCAGGUAGUAAAUUGUGAACUGGCGAAACUCGCAAUAUUUCUGUGCUCCACAUUAACGAUUUUACAAUGCACUUCAAUAACCUUGAAACUAAACGUGAGUCACUUGGGUCAAAUGUUAGUCAAAAAUCAAUUCGCUAACCUGCAUGUAUCCAACUUCUAUUUGUCUUUUUUGUCCACCCUGUCCAUCCUUGAAUGUGCAUUGUAGACAUCAGCCUUUUAGGAGGUUGUGUACUGUAUCUCUUUUACAGAUUGUUUGUUUGUUUGUUUGUUUGUUUGUUUGUCAAUUUGUGAAUAUAGUUUCAAUAUCAAAUACUCAUUCUGAAUAAAGGCAUACAGAAAAAAUCUGAAAAAA